Molecule: messenger RNA, 1538 nt
Organism: Xylona heveae TC161
Lineage: Eukaryota; Fungi; Ascomycota; Xylonomycetes; Xylonales; Xylonaceae
Exons: 2
Coding region: 39-1538 (499 amino acids)
Source: RefSeq, a predicted model, not a curated record
UCCCCCAAAACAAAAACAAUGACCCCGACAAUGAUGACAUGACCACGACCACAUUCACGACCACUCGCACAUUUGAUCGCACAUCUGCUUUGCGACAUACACGACCUCGAAAUGAAAAGGAUGUAGUCUUAUCCUCGGGGCAGCGACAUCAGCCGCUGCAACCUCCGCUACGCUACUACCCGGCUUAUUGCUUCCCCGCAUCGCCGACAUUCGGGACUUGGGCACACUUGAGCAUCGCAGACGUGCGUCGUCUGGAUAGCAUAGAUGGAUAUGAUUUUCAAAGUAUCUAUUUCCACUUGAACCACCCUAUCAAAUAUGUCCGUCUUGUCGGGAUCAUUAUUGCAUUUGACCAGUACGAAACCCGUAACGUCCUGACACUAGACGAUGGUUCAGGCGCCACCAUCGAAGUCGGGUGCCGACGGACCGAAGAAGAGAUUCAAGCGCAGGCUCAAAUACGAGCAGGUCUUGAUCCAUCAAGCGAUCUUUACACCGGCAACGGAACGGGCUUAAAGUCCACUACUACCGGUGCCGGCAAGGACAAGGACAAGGCUCUUGCAAAUGAUCGCAAGGCUUCCGGUAAUACAGCCACGGACCAAGGGAUCAACUUAAGCUGCUACGACGUCGGCUCCAUUGUCAAAGUCAAAGGCCUCAUUAAGGUAUUCCGUGGCACUCGACAAUUGGAACUAAAGCGAAUAAGUCCCAUAACCUCCACGACUCAAGAAAUGCACGCAUGGGAAGAGAAUACGCAUUUUCGCACUACUAUCCUCUCUACGCCAUGGUACGUAUCGCCGGCGAAGGAACAACAACUUUUCGAUGAAGCAAACGGUGCGCGACGGAGAGAACAAGAAAAAAUCAAGCGCCAUCAAGCGCGGAAACGGAAACAAGCAGAGCGCGAAAAGCGUCAUUUGGAACGCGAGAAGGAGCGGCAGCGGAAGAAGGAGAAGCUAGAGGAGCAGGCCAGACUUUCGUCUCGAAAGCCCGGCGGUCGUAUUCGCAGCAAGGGUGGCAACCACAGAAAUGAAGAAGCCGAAGAAAUGUUUCGAGGAAAUCCACUGGACGUCAGGCCCGGAGCUAUACAUGUUCCUAUUCGGACGCAGGAUGUAGCGCGACAACAAAGACAACGAGAUAUUUCCCCACCGCCAAAAACUACUUCCAAACUACAUUCGAAGUCGAAGCUAGAGUCUAAGCUCGGCCAAGAGAACCAGUCAUCAAAGAAACGUGUCCGAGACGAAGCUUUUCCUAUGACAGAUCGCACACGAUUACCGGAACGACGUGUUUCGAACAAAGACCAGACAGCAAGGCGCAGCAGCUCCUCCUCCUCGUCCGCGGCGUCAGAUUCAUCAUCCACAUCGUCCGAUGAGCAAACGAGGCCGCCCGCAAAGUCCCGUACUCGAGACUCACAUCGCUCACCACGCUCGCAUGUUACUACUCAACAUGGACGUGGACACCGAGAUGGGCGUGCCCAUGCCAAUAAGAUGCAGCAGAUCCAGAAUACUAGUAUAAAGCCCGUCGGAGAUUUUGACGCUCUUGGUCUUUAA